UUCUGUGUAAUUUGCUUCGCUUUAAAUCGAAAAAGAGUGAUUCGACUCGCGCAGAAAAACGGAAACAGUGGUCCUAUGACCGGAAGAGGCGACACAUACGGCAGUGUUUUGUUUUAGACACAGUAGCACUACGUAGCUUGAAACAGUGACGUUUGCUUUUAAUGUUAUUGUAAAAAAAGAGAGAGAGUCUGAGCUCGACAACGAACCAAAGGUUUUACCCUAACAUAUUCGACCAUGGAGGAGCCCACUGGGUCUGGUGUUUUCUGCAGCAGGAUGCUCAGCAUGGUCAACUCGGAGGACGUUAAUGCCAUCAUUCAGGCUCAGAGGCACAUGCUUGACCGCUUUGAGAAAACCAAUGAAAUGCUGAUCAAUUUCAACGGACUUUCUAACGUUCGGCUGCAGCAGAUGAACGAGCGCUUCCUGCUUCACACUCGUACCCUAGUGGAGAUGAAGAAGGAUCUAGACAGCAUCUUCAGGAGGAUCAGGACACUUAAAGGGAAAGUUUCUAAACAAUAUCCCGAAGCCUUUAGCAAUAUUCACGAGUCGCCAAUUUCAGAGGAUGACGAUGAUGAUUUUGACCCAGUUCCCCAUAGCAUUGCGACAACAAUUACAACGGCAAACUCAGAGCAGAGUACAGAGUCAUGUGACCUGAGUCCAGACGUGAUCUCACCAACUGUAAGCAGAUGUUCGUAAGAGCUUUCUCAAGAACCAUCUGACACAUCCACUUAUGACAUCCUGAGCAGUGCAGUCCUGCAGGAUGAAGGACCAGACUCUGUGCCCACUGAAUAGAGUGCCCACUUUCUUCUUGGAUUUUGAAAAAUUAAACUUAAAAAGCCAUUUUAGCAGGACAUCGUGGCAUACCUAUAACUGUGUUUUGUACAAUAACAGUGCGUGUUAACCUUCCAGUCAUUGAACUUUCUUUGAAGAGAGAUACAACCAAGAGGCGGCCCCUAGGAUGCUCUGAAAAAUUGUCAUAUUUUUGUCCCUAGUCUGCACUGCACAUAUAUGUGGCAUAACGCUUAAGGUUGCAUAGUACUUCAGACUGUUUUUUAAUGAAAAAAAAAAGUUGAACUCAUGGUUCAUAUUGUCAACUUUCGUGUUUGUUACCAUUUUUUUUAUCUGGUGUUGUAUACAGGUUACUUACUUGGGUGUACUUCAUACAGCCUUGUUAGAACCACAAUGUUAAUUUAUCUUUUUUUUUCAUAGGGGGUCAUAUUUUGCUGACAACUUGUUUUUGUCUCUUCCAUCCAUCUAGCUAAGAUUGAUUGAAUUAUGUGUCACUGAUGUAAUCACUGUGUCAUGUUGUCAUGCAACAUUCAGUUCAUCAUACAUGAAAUUUUGAGAAUGUAAUUAAAAAAAAUACUUCUAAGUG
This is a messenger RNA of Cynoglossus semilaevis (tongue sole), 1372 nucleotides long. RefSeq names its product KxDL motif containing 1 (gene kxd1). Bases 235 to 693 code for a protein of 152 amino acids. The transcript is spliced from 5 exons. NCBI's taxonomy places the organism in Eukaryota, Metazoa, Chordata, Actinopteri, Pleuronectiformes, Cynoglossidae. Gene Ontology annotation, biological process: lysosome localization. The record is from RefSeq and is a predicted model, not a curated record. Gene Ontology annotation, cellular component: BORC complex.